Messenger RNA from Aedes albopictus (Asian tiger mosquito), 6203 nucleotides. RefSeq names its product craniofacial development protein 2-like. NCBI's taxonomy places the organism in Eukaryota, Metazoa, Arthropoda, Insecta, Diptera, Culicidae. The record is from RefSeq and is a predicted model, not a curated record. The transcript is spliced from 2 exons. The coding region runs from base 2435 to 3271 and encodes 278 amino acids. Gene Ontology annotation, cellular component: nucleus. Gene Ontology annotation, biological process: chromatin remodeling.
AGACCAAUAAGGAAAAUAAAUUGUAUGGUUUUGACUGAUGUUAGGGAUGCUAGGAUAAUAUUCACAGAGCAAAACAAAAAUAAUUCUCUGUUUCUCCAACUUCUGCAUAGUGAUACAAUCAAAGUUGCGCCUAAUAACUAUCAAUAAUACGCUCCAAAAAAUCAUCACAUACGAUUUACCGGAAAACAUUGCAGGCCCUUGUCCACCUCAGUGUUAACCCAUUAACAUCAAGGUGUCUUACAGUUUUUUUUAAUUUGUUAUCAAAGAUGAAAUACCAAUAAAAUAAGCAUGAUUUGACGAAAAGAAUGGUGUCGUUAAAAUGGUGUAGUUAAAAAAAUCUUCAUUGCAGGUCCUCAAUAUCUGAUAAUUUUCUCAAGUUCUAUUUCAGCACAACUUCUAUACUAUCGUUACAUUGUGAUCCGUAUAAACACAAUACAGCUCUAAGCAAGUGAGAGUGAUGAUAAUCACUCAAAAAGAAUAGAAAAAGAAAGACGUACGUAUAUUAGGGUGUUCCAAAACGAAAUUUAUCAAAAAAUCAACUUUUAAGGUUUUUGUGAUUACAAAUAUGAUAAUUACACAUGUUUACAAUUUUACUGGCACACGUUGUUCGGAGAAGUUGUAGCAAACAAGUAUAGCUUUCAAUUUCUACCGAAAGAAUUAAGCUUUGACAAGUUUUAGUGAAGUUAUGAUAUUUUGAAGUUCAAAAAUAGUCGAAAAACACAAAAUUGAUUUGAUGCACCUCUUAAUUUCAAUGGAUUUGGCUGAAUUUUUGACAAGUUAUUUCUUUUAGGAUGCCAAUCAAAAUAUGGGGGUGGACUUGAGAAUCAGAGAACAUUUUUGAAAAGGUGGAGAGGCCUAAUAUGCAUGGCCUUUGAGCAGUGUUCAACAUUUCUCAAAUUUAAAUUACAAAUACAAAUCUAAUAAAGAGUGCUUACUAUGCGUAGCAUAACCAAACAAAUAAAUUAGAUUUUACACAGAUAAUGAUUUCUGAAAAAGUAACUGAAUUUUUCAUUCAGUACACCACAAAGUCUCUUUACGUACUCACCAUACGUAAAAUUUUAAGAAAAAAAAUAAUCAUGUUUUAAAAAGCAAAUCGGGUUAAGGAGAAACUUCAAAGAAUACCAAUAUGGCUGCCACAAUGGCCGACUUGGACCCCUACUCACGUUUUCAAGAGCACAAAUCUUGAAAAUUCGUAAACAAAUGCGCUCGCUUUGAAAAAGCUGCCUCCUUUUACAAGUGAGCAAAGCCAGGAUAAUCAAGUGCGGCAUGAUUCGAUGCUUCGUUCGUCAGAUUUGUGCCUCUAAAGUUUGUAUGCAAAAUUGCAAUGGGAUUUCUUGAUGUUUCACCUUAAGCAUUGUUCCUUUUAAUUCCAUUGUUAAGCAUUGUUCCUUUUAAGAACUUGCUUCCUUUGGCAGAUUCGUAUUUCGACGUCAACUGUAAGGUCUUUAGUGUCUCGUACUUACAGGUAUUCCACUAACACGCCCAGUUUCAUCAUCAUUCCAUGUUUUGAUAUAAACUUUCAACCUGACAUACUCUACACGGCUUCUCCAGUUAUGGUUGUACUGCUCCAUGAUUUUUGUUCGUGACCAAUAUGUGGGUUCUCAAGAUCAACCCAAACAUAAAACACAUAAUAAUGACAAUGUAUCUCAAAAUAGAAACCUAUAUUUAACCCGUUAACGCCUAAGGUGUCUUACAAUUGUAAUUUUCAUAAAAAAUAUAUUUAACAGUCAAGUUCCAAUAAAUAAACACGAUUUCACAAAAAAAAAAUAACAUGGAAGUCUAUGGUAUAUGGUGUCAUGCCACAAAAGUUCAUUAUUGGACGGGCGCACUAGCUUAAUUUCCCCAACAAGAGAGGAAAAAAAAUGGUGUGGCUCCAAAAAAUACUUUCAAUGUGGCUUCUCAACAUCUGAUAAUUUUUUUUUUUUCAAGCGCUCUUUUAGCACAAAUUUUAUACUAUAGUUGUGUUCUGAUCCAUAUAGAUACAAUGCAUCUAUAAUUAGUGAAAGAGAGCAUAACUACUGAGGGGGUGGAAGCUCAGGUAAAAUAUUAUCUCCUGGGCGCCCAUUAAAAACACCACCCCCGGCGAAGACUGGCGCUCGAGCCUAGCUAUUUAGCACUGUAGUUGGAGGAAAUGCCAAUGCAGAACCCGUAGCUUCCGGGAAGGUAAGCCCAGCUCCCUGGGUUAGUGGGUUGGUGUCAGGCCCUGCGAGCCAGCCGUAAAAAAAGACUAGCACCGGAAAAUCAACAAGAGAAGAAUGCGAACCGAUACCAAUGGCGACGACCACAGCGACGAAAAGGGACUUGCGAUUGGAAGCUCGGUACGUGGAACUGCAGAUCUCUCAACUUCAUCGGGAGCACCCGCAUACUCGCCGAUAUACUGAAGGACCGCGGGUUCGGAAUCGUAGCGCUGCAGGAGGUGUGUUGGACAGGAUCUAUGGUGCGAACGUUUAGAGGUAAUCAUGCCAUCUACCAGAGUUGCGGCAACACACGUGAGCUGGGAACAGCUUUUAUAGUGAUGGGCGACAUGCAGAGGCGCGUGAUCGGCUGGUGGCCGAUCGACGAAAGAAUGUGCAGGUUGAGGAUCAAGGGCCGAUUCUUCAACAUUAGCAUAAUAAACGUGCACAGCCCUCACUCCGGAAGCACUGAUGAUGACAAAGACACAUUUUACGCGCAGCUCGAACGCGAGUACGACCGCUGCCCAAACCACGACGUCAAGAUCAUCAUAGGGGAUCUAAACGCUCAGGUAGGCCAGGAGGAGGAAUUCAGACCGACGAUUGGAAAGUUCAGCGCCCACCAGCUGACGAACGAAAAUGGCCUACGCCUCAUCGAUUUCGCCGCCUCCAAGAACAUGGCCAUUCGUAGCACCUUCUUCCAGCACAGCCUCCCGUAUCGUUACACCUGGAGAUCACCACAACAAACGGAAUCGCAAAUCGACCACGUUCUGAUUGAUGGACGGCACUUCUCCGACAUUAUCGACGUCAGGACCUAUCGUGGCGCUAAUAUCGACUCCGAUCACUACCUGGUGAUGGUUAAACUGCGCCCAAAACUCUCCGUUAUUAACAAUGUACAUUACCAGCGGCCGCCCCGGUACGAUCUAGAGCGACUGAAGCAACCGGAUGUCGCCACCGCAUACGCGCAGAAUCUCGAGGCAGCGUUGCCGGACGAGUGUGUGCUCGAUGUGGCCCCUCUAGAGGACUGCUGGAGUACAGUGAAAGCAGCCAUCAACAACGCAGCCGAGAGCACUAUCGGGUACGUAGAACGGAGUCGAUGAAACGAUUGGUUCGACGAGGAGUGCAGAGCGGUUCUGUAGGAGAAGGAUGCAGCGCGGGCGGUAAUGCUGCAGCAUGGAACCCGACAGAAUGUGGAGCGAUACAGACAGAAGCGGAAGCAGCAGACCCGUCUCUUCCGGGAGAAAAAGCGCCGCCUGGAAGAAGCGGAGUGCGAGGAAAUGGAACUGCUGUGCCGUUCACAGGAAACACGCAAGUUCUACCAGAAGCUCAACGCAUCCCGCAAAGGCUACGUGCCGCAAGCCGAAAUAUGCAGGGAUAAGGAAGGGAGCCUCCUGACGGACAAACGUGGGAAACCGAACAGCUACCGGAGGAGUGGAAGGAAGGGAUAAUCUGUCCCAUCCACAAGAAAGGCGACAAGUUAAUGUGUGAGAACUUUCGAGCGAUCACCGUUUUGAAUGCCGCCUACAAAGUGCUAUCCCAGAUCAUCUUCCGUCGUCUUUCACCUGAAAAAAAUUAGUUCGUGGGAAGUUACCAAGCCGAUUUCAUCGACGGCCGGUCGACAACGGACCAGAUCUUACAGCGUAAGGAUUUCGGGUGAGCUAUCCGGUUCAUUUGAAUCUCGACGGGGACUACGACAAGGUGAUGGACUUUCCUGCCUACUAUUCAACAUCGCCCUGGAAGGUGUUAUGCGAUGAGCCGGGCUCAACAGCCGGGGUACGAUCUUCACGAAAUCCAGCCAAUUUGUCUGUUUUGCGGAUGACAUGGAUAUUAUUGCCAGAACAUUUGGAACGGUGGCAGAACAGUACACCUGCCUGAAACGUGAAGCAGCAAAGGUCGGACUGGUGGUGAAUGCGGCUAAGACAAAGUACAUGCUGGUAGGUGGGACUGAGCGAGACAGGACAAGCCUUGGCAGCAAUGUUACGAUAGACGGGGAUACUUUCGAGGUGGUAGAAGAAUUCGUCUACCUCGGUUCCUUGUUAACGGCUGACAAUAACGUGAGCCGUGAAAUACGAAGGCGCAUCAUCAGUGGAAGUCGUGCCUACUAUGGGCUCCAGAAGAAACUGCGGUCAAAAAAGAUUCACCCCCGCACCAAAUGUACCAUGUACAAGACGUUAAUAAGACCUGUGGUUCUCUACGGACACGAGACAUGGACGAUGCUCGAGGAAGACCUGCAAGCACUCGGAGUUUUCGAGCGACGGGUACUAAGGACGAUCUUCGGCGGUGUGCAGGAGAACGGUGUGUGGCGGAGAAGGAUGAACCACGAGCUCGCUGCACUUUACGGCGAACACAGUAUCCAGAAAGUGGCCAAAGCUGGAAGGAUACGGUGGGCAGGGCAUGUUGCAAGAAUGCCGGACAACAACCCUGCAAAGUUGGUGUUUGCUAACCAUCCGGUUGGUACAAGAAGGCGUGGAGCGCAGAGAGCACGAUGGGCGGACCAGGUGGAGCGUGAUCUGGCGAGUGUUGGGCGUGACCGAGGAUGGAGAGCUGCAGCUGCAAAUCGAGUAUUAUGGCGGCAAAUUGUUGAUUCAGUAUUAUCAUGAAUUUUAUGUGAACUAAAUAAAUGAAAUGAACUACUGAGGAAAAAUAAGAAAAUUUCUGUCAGAUGACAUGAUAGUUUAUUAAAGAUAUCUAAGAGUAUCAAACAGCCUAUUUCUCCCUGUUUCCUUAUUUUUCUCUUACUACCCCAAUCUCAUAAAAUGUAAUUAACGCUUGGAAUGAAUUCCUGAAAGUCACAAAAUAAAUCCCGUACAGAAUCCCUGCUAGAAUCCUUAAAGAUGUCACGGAAGGAAUCCCGGUUGGAAGCUCGGCAAAACUCCUUGAAAGAAUAAUUGAAGAAAUCCCGGGAGGAAUGUCAAAAAACCGGGAAGAAUGUUUGGAGGAACCCCGGUAGGAAUCCUAGCAUGAAUACUUGCAUUCUUUUUUCGUUGGUAGACUUUCGAGCAAAUCUAAGAAGAGAAAAAAUAAUUACUCACACGUCAGUUUGCAUGGCAGUUAGCAGCUGAACGAACCAUGUAUUAAUUACACCACCCGAGAGCGUGCGUUCAAUGUUGUUUUCGUUAGCAGUGACAAAACCCAAUCUAUGGGAAAAGCAGUGGGAGAAUAUUUUGGUGGGACAAAAUUUUCCGCGUGUGGCAAAAUCCGCAAUAACUUUUUUAUUUGUAUCAUGAAGUUUUGAGGCGAUUGAUUCAUUGUAUAACAGUAAUUGAUCUGAAUAAUGUAUUACGGAUUUCAUUUUGGGUCAUAAGCAUCCCAACGGUUGCUUUGGAUGAUAAAUUCAACUAAUACAAUAUAGAUCUUUAGAAACAAGUGUUAGAUUGAUAUAUAUAUAAUUAGAAAAUUGGUCAAAUGUGUAUACACAAUGCCGCAGUAGUACCCUCUUUACAGAAGUUUGUGUUCUUAAGGUGUUUGUUAUGAUUUACGGCGUAUUCUUCGAAACAGAUUACAGUCACUAUUUACAAUUAAUCAAUUUUUAUCUUUCUUUCGAAUAUAAGAGCUUUUACAUUCAUCGCCGUAAAUUCCUUAACACCCCAUUUUCAUAUUUUCUAAAGAUUCGCACAUUUUGUUGAAUAUCUUCAAUUUCUCCAAAAAAUCGUCUAAUUUUGUAAUCUAUAUGCGUAGCAGGCAGCAAGACAAUGAUCGUACUGAAUCGUAUCGAAAGUUUUAAGAAGUAGAACCCAUGAAUUAAUGAGGACGAAAUUUCAUGGGGUCGAUCCCAGUCCCGGCAAUUUUUCGUCAGGUACUUCCGGUGUAGUAACGAUUGAACACGAAGGGUUUCGGGAAAUGACGUAGUUCCGGGUCCGUCCGAGAUUAUUCACGUUCCCUUAUCUGAGGCUACAAAGACUCUAUCAUUUCGUCCGUGAUAGCUCAAAGAGUUGGAAGUGUCCGCGUUUGCUUGUUAGUUCUUCGUGUGCCUAAAGUAGGUGUUUUAAGUGAUGUUAGGUAUAGAUAAAUAGUUUAAUUUGGGGCUUCGUU